AUGUCACUGCUAAAGACACUGCUACUGUCCGCCUCCCUAGGGUGGACUUUGACCGUAUACGCCGCGGAACCUUCAACAUCACCAUCGAUAACGACGACUUGCACAACGGCAGACGCCGUCUCUUCAACAUCAAGCGUAGACAGUCAGAGGGAUCCAACAACUUACAGCCUGUACGCGCCCCACGUCGAGUCGACGCACACUGGACUCCUUCUCCCCGGGCCAGAGAUCAUCUCAAGUGGCGGUCCAGCUUCUGCAUAUUCAUCGUUCCCCAGCCAAGAUUCAGCUCCAGACUCCACCAUUGCACCACCAGUCGCUCCUGUUGCUGUCACGGCUAAAUCGGAGCCCUCUCUCGACGCACCGACAAGCGGUGGUUCAGCAUCGGCGUACUCGCCUUUCCCAGUCCAUCCAAGUCCAAGCACCUACUCCGCGCCAGAACCGACUCCUGCCGUGGUCGUCGUCGCUAAAACGAGAUCCUCCCUCGAAGUACCAGGAGGCAAGCCUUCUGCGUAUACUACCGUCGUUGCUAGCCUGGGGUCCUCUCUCGACGUAUCAGGAGGCCCACCUUCUGCGCAUCCGCCUGUUCCCGGGAGUCCUGUGGCGGACCAUAGCUCCACGAAAUACAUUGCCCCCGUUGUAGCCACGGCCGUGACAAGAUCUUCUCUCGAAGUACCGGGUGGUGCUCCAGACAUCGAGUCUACAGCGUCGCCUCCUGGCCCGACGGCGAUGUACGUCGACCUUUCAGGCGGCCAGACGUUGCAUCCGGGCUCUUCAGGCAUUGUGAUGCAGGGUACAACUUACUCUUUGCCGGCCUCGGCGAGCGAUGCGAACAAUGUCUGGGUUGAUGGAGUGGAAAAGCCGAUGGCGAGUGCGAUGAAGGCUUGGAGUUCUGAGAGGAUGACGGGUACGAGGAGUAAUGAAGUUGCUCCGACUUCUGCAUCGUCCCCUGCUUUGGCCGCGCAGACUGACUCUGGAGCGGGACGAUUGAUGGUGCCGGCAUUCUUGGCUUGGAAAUGA
Messenger RNA from Zymoseptoria tritici IPO323, 1014 nucleotides. RefSeq lists its product as uncharacterized. The transcript has a single exon. The record is from RefSeq and is a predicted model, not a curated record. Bases 1 to 1014 code for a protein of 337 amino acids. Lineage: Eukaryota; Fungi; Ascomycota; Dothideomycetes; Mycosphaerellales; Mycosphaerellaceae.